UCUUAUAUCCAUCUAUUUUCUAUUGGGCUUGUCCUCGUUAGAGUCACAAUGAAUGUCCACCACAGUUGAUUGUAGUUGGGACUUAAAGUUGUUUCCAUUACAAUAAUUGUAACUUGUGCGUACGUAUUUACGCACGCCCCGCUCCCCACCCUAUCUACAAACCGCUCUUGUGUAAAGGGUUAUAUAAGAGCUGAGCUCUCUUGCCGCUUUGUGUUCGGGAUUUUGUUUUGCUGUUCUUCAUACAGGCGCCCAACAUAUUGUCAAUAACUGUGUGUGAGUCAGUCUGCCAUGCGUGUUUUUGGAAAAUGGGAGGAAACCAGAGUACCCGGAGAAAACCCACGCAGUUCUGGGGAGAACAUGCAAACCCCACACAACCCGGAGCUGGACCUGAACCGGUACCUCUGCACCGUGAGCUGUAUAGUAAUAAUGUUUUCUAUGAUUGCCAUGACAUAGAAGUAAGACAAACCACAUGUAUACUACAUACAUUACACAUCCAAUUAUAAAAAAAUGGUCGUAUUCAUUUGGAAAAAAGACCCCAAAGAUGUUUUAUAAAAUUCAUAGAAACUGUUGCCCAGUAGAGGUAAAACGGACACGCGCACGCAUCAGGCGCGCGCACUUGUCGGGCACGGCGGCCCCUGUGAAAUGGACCUGGUCACCCCGCAGCGCGUGGAGGCGGGGCGUCGCUCUCACUGACUGGGGGAGGGGCGCGAGGGGGGGAGACCGGGAGGAGGCGGAGCCUACACAGUCCUGGCAGGGCCGCCAUUUUUGCAAGGGGAAAAGACACUGCUUUUGAGGGGGAUCUAAUUUCUAAAAGUCGCUCUUUGCCCAGCGAAUAGUUUGUUUUUAACGCCCCCCUCUCAAUUCCUGCGACGAACCGGGCCUCCCACUCCUUGUGCGGCACCAAAGGCAGCGCGGAAUUUUGGACAGGAGAGGACUAUCUCGAGGACGAGGCGAGAAUCUAAACGUUUUAGAGCUUUUUUUUGCUAGUGAUCCGCAGUGUGUGUACACAAGUAUUGUUUUGGUCGCGGAGGGUGAGUGGACAGCGGCGAGGGUCUUGCCCUGCUGCCUAAUUUGUUGCCUGGACCCCUUCCAACGUGGAUACAACACGGCCUUGUGGAUGCACUUAGAUGUCUGCAAUGACUGCUGUGGCCGGCAUGCCCCAGUGUUUUGGACUGCCAUUCUCUGGACUCAGUAGGACAAGAACUGAUCAGCAGAGAACGUCAUGAGCAUAGUCAUCCCCGCGGGGGUGGACACAGCAGCAGACGCCUCGUACCUGGACAUGGCGGCGGGCUCGGAACCCGAGUCGGUGGAGGCCAGCCCCGUGGUGGUAGAAAAGUCCAGCUACCCGCACCAGAUCUACAGCAGCAGCUCUCACCAUUCCCACAGUUACAUCGGCCUGCCUUAUGCCGACCAUAACUAUGGGGCGCGGCCCCCGCCCACGCCGCCGGCCUCGCCUCCCCCCUCCAUGUUGAUCCGCCAGGGCGAUGGGGGGUUGUUUGUUCCGGGCGGCCAGGAUGAAGCGUCCACGGGCACCACGCUCAGCACCUCCGAGGAUGGCAGCUACGGGGCCGACAUCACCCGCUGCAUCUGCGGCUUCACGCACGACGACGGCUACAUGAUCUGCUGCGACAAGUGCAGCGCCUGGCAGCACAUCGACUGCAUGGGCAUCGACAGGCAGAACAUUCCCGAGACGUACCUUUGCGAGCGGUGCCAGCCGAGGCACCUGGACCGGGAGAGGGCCAUCCUUCUGCAGACGAGGAAGCGGGAAUGUUUGUCAGUAGACGGGGACACCAGCGCGACGGAGAGCGGGGAUGAGGUGCCUCUGGAGCUCUACUCCACUUUCCAGCACACGCCCACCACCAUCACCCUCACCACGGGGCGCCUGGGCAACAAGCAGGUGGACAAGAAGCGCAAGAAGAGCGGCGAAAAGGAACCCCCGGCAUCUUCGGCGCGAGCCAAGAAGGCCUUCCGAGAGGGCUCCAGAAAGUCCUCCAGAGUGAAGGGCGCCGCCCCGGAGCAGGAGCCGACGGAGCACCCGGCUCUGUGGGAGAACAAGAUCAAGACGUGGAUGGAGCGCUACGAGGAGGCCAGCAGCAAUCAGUACAGCGAGGACGUGCAGGUACUGCUGCGCGUCAAGGAGCAAGGCGACGGCAAGAGCCUGGCUUACAACACGCACCCGGCCUCCUUCAAGCCCCCGGUGGAGAGUCAAGUUCAAAAGAACAAGAAAAUCCUCAAGGCCGUCAGAGACUUGGCCCCCGAUUCCCUCAUCAUCGAGUACAGGGGCAAGUUUAUGCUUCGGCAGCAGUUUGAAGCCAACGGAUACUUCUUCAAGAGACCAUACCCCUUUGUGUUAUUUUACUCCAAAUUUGACGGUCUGGAGAUGUGCGUGGACGCGCGCAGCUUCGGCAACGAGGCGCGCUUCAUCCGCCGCUCCUGCACCCCCAACGCCGAGGUGCGGCACGUCAUCGAGGACGCCAUGUUACACUUGUACAUCUACUCGCUAAGGCCCAUCGCCAAAGGCACGGAGAUCACCAUCGGUUUUGAUUACGACUUCGGCAGCUGUAAAUACAAGGUGGACUGCGCCUGCGUGAAGGGCAACCCGGAGUGCCCCGUUCUCAAGCAUAAUCUGGAGCCCACCGAGAACCUGGGCUCCGGCGCGCGGCGGCGGAACAGCCGCAAGGACAAGGACCCGGGCCGGGAAGACCUGAGCCAGAACCAAAACAUUGGCGUGGAUUGCGAGGGCAAGGGCAAGAGCGUGGGCGACUGCAAGCAGAGGAAACUGUCGCCCCUGCGACUCUCCAUCUCAAACAAUCAGGAUCCCGACUUAUUUGAGGAUCUAGAAGACAAAACGUCCGUUAGCAAUGAAGUAGAGAUGGAGUCAGAGGAACAGAUUGCAGAGAGAAGGAAGAAGAUGACGCGAGAGGAGCGCAAGAUGGAGGCCAUCCUGCAGGCUUUCGCACGGAUGGAGAAGCGGGAGAAGCGGCGCGAGCAAGCGCUGGAACGCAUCGGCAGCGUCAAGCCCGAGCUGGGGGGUCGCAGCGACAUCAAGGAGGAGCCGCCGGCCACUCCGGAGACGGCCGACUCCCCUUCUGUCGUACAGCCGCCUCUUCUCGAGGUAAAAGAGGAGCCGGGGUUGAAGCCGGCUAAGGUGAAAGGCUCGCGGAACAGGAAAAGCUUUUCCAGGAACCGCACGCACAUCGGCCAGCAGCGGCGGCGAGCUCGCACCAUCAGCACCUGCUCCGACUUGGCCCCGGGCUCUCCGGCGGAGCCCGUCGAGCCUCUGAGCGGCGAACCCCUGGAGGGGGAGGCGCCUAUCGCGCCGGAGCCCGAGGCCGUCGCCGCCCAGCCGCCGGACGCCAGCCCCCCGCAGAGCGACUCUCCGGCCCCCGACCGAAACCGCAGCGGGAGCAAGAGCUUCAAAACGAAAAAGCACUUUGUCAGCGAAUGGGUGGGCGAGAAACAGCCGGACGCGUUGGCGGCGCGCGCCCCGGAGCCGGCGCCGGAGCGACCGCUGCGGAUCAGCAGCGACCCCGAAGUCCUGGCCACCCAGCUCAACGCCCUUCCGGGCCUGGCCUGCUCGCCGCAGGUAUACAGCACGCCCAAGCACUACGUGCGCUUCUCCUCGCCUUUCCUUGCCAACCGCAGCCCCACCGCCCCCGGCAUUCCCACCGGGAGACGGCGCUCCAGAGAACUGCCCGAAACGCCCCCGACCAGCGGGUCCUGCAAGAAGCGAUGGUUAAAGCAGGCGCUCGAGGAGGAGGGCUCCACCAGUCCGGCCAGAAGAUCCAGUCUCUUUAUGCCCAGCGAGGGUCCUCUCAGUCCCUCCGUCAACGGAGACUCGGACAGCCCCCUUCCCUACAACGGCUCCUGCUCGCUGCCCGAGUUGCCCACGCCUUUGAAGAAGCGGCGCUUGAGCCCUCUCGACGCCUGCAUGUCGGAGAGCUCCACGCCCUACGCCUCCCCUUGCGCCACGCCCACCCGGGCCGACCCGACGGAAACGUUGGCGCCGCCCGCGUCCACGCCGCCGCGGCCCCGAAGCGAGGAGUCCGGAGCGGAGCGUGUCGCCGGCACGCCAACGCAAACACUUACUCCGCCGCGGGAGAGCGAAUGUUCGACGGAAAGCUCGCCCGACGUCGGCACGAAAGCAAAUUUAUUGGAGGUGGGCAACCCGCCGGAGCGUCCCCCUUCGUUGAUCCCGUCUCCCUCCGUUCGGACGCCGUGCUCCGACGCUCUCCCGCCAGACGCCAAGACCUCAGUACUCGAGAGUCCGCUGCCGCCCGCCGUUAUCGAGUGCGCGGACUCGGCGGAGGACCGGCCGGACGUUGCGACGGCGGAGGGCGGCAGCGGGGGCGGUGAGGCUUCCUCCUCUGGCGAAACGUGUGCUUCCUCCUCCUUCCCGGGCUGGAUCAAGAGCCCGGAAAGGUGCCCGACGACAGCGGCCGGCCUCAGCUUCUCUCCCGUCAACUCCAACCUAAGGGACCUCACCCCGUCGCACACCUUGGAGCCCCUGCAGGCUCCUUUCAGACCCGAAGCCGCAACGGGACCCGCGGCGGCGGCACCAAGCGCCCAGGCGGUUUUUGCUGACGGCCAGGGGCCCCUCUUUUACCCCUGCGCCGAAGACCCAAACUCGGCCGGCUUCUCCCGCUCUCUCGUUAGCGACGAGGGAGGCGGGUCAGCGCAAAAUCCGCCGCAGAAGAAGAAGGUCUCCCUGCUGGAAUACAGGAAGCGGCAGCGCGAAGCUCGCCGCAGCGGCUCCAAGACCGACUGCGGCUCCCCGGUGUCCGGCGCGCCCUCUUUGAGCGUGGACGCUUUUCCCGUUGUCGCCAUGGAGACCGAGGGCUCCUUACCUCCGCCCCCUCCUCCUCCUCCUCCGCCUCCCCCCCCUCCUUCUGCGGCUCUUGGCGGCGGCAAGGAGCCGCAGACCGCGGAGGAGACGGAGAGCUCGGGCGAGAGGGAAGGAGCAGAGGGACAAUGGACGUCGUCCACGUCCGUCGAGCAGGCGCGGGAGCGCAGCUACCACAGAGCUCUGCUGCUCAGUAAAGACAAAGACACAGAUGGUGAAGCAGACGGAGGCGAUACACCCACACCGAGGGACUCUCCAUCUCCUGGACUUCAGAAGACCCCGACUCACGCACCGGGCUCUCCUGGCCCACUGGGUUCUGUAGUACCCUGCAGCUGGAAAGAGGAAGAAGGAGGAGUGAGCCAGACCCUGCAGCUGCCCAAGUCCAAACCGCCGGCCGUCACCCCGACCAAGCUGCACCCGCCGCCGCCGCCGCCCUCCUCGCCCGUGCACUACCCGGGGCCGCCCCUCCUCCACGCGCAGCCUCAGGGCUCGCCCUACCGCAGCCAGAGAGCGCUCUUCUCCUCCCAGUCGCAGAACCAAACCGCAGGCCAGGUCGCCACGCCGUCGUUCGUCCAGUACAAUGCGCAGGCCGCCCCCCCUCCGCCGCCGCCGCCUCCCCCACCGGUGCCGCCCGCCUCCGCGGCCUACUUCCCCGCUCAGACUGGCUCCCCGGUGGGCCCCUUCCCCGGAUUCAAAGCGGCCGUGACGCCCUCCUACCCUGCGGGCUCUCAGGCCCUGAUGCAGACUCUUCCCCACAACGUGCACUACCAGACCUCGGCCGCCCCGCCUCCACCCCCGCCGCCGCCGCCGCCCCCCCACCCCAUGUCCAGCCCCGCCCUGCUGCACGUCAACCUGCAGCCCGCUCCCAUCCAGCAGAUCAUGCUGACGGCCGCCCCCUCGCUGACGCAAGGCCAGCCCUCGGCUCAGCAACAGCCGCCCUUGUCCCUCACCCCGCCUCCGCCGCCGCCCCCGCCGCCGCCCAACCCCUCCGGCGGCGCCCAGAUGCCGCCCCACCAUUUCCCGAACUUGACGGGCUUUCAAACGACGUUGCUCGCCAACCCCUCGGUGCCCGCGUCCGCGUACGCCCCGUCCCUUCAGCAGAGCGGACUGCCCCCUCCCCCGCCGCCGCCCCCGCAACAGACUCAACCGGGCUCGGCUCCGGCCGCCGCCGCUCAACUGCCGGCUCGCGCGGGCCCCGCCUCCUCGACGGCCUUCCACACUUCGGGUUACCUGAGCACAGGGUGGCACUGAACUCUGCCUAAACAGGAUUGGGGGGGGGUGAGGGGGGGGACGAGGGUCGGGUUGUAAAGCUGUGGAAAUUUGCAUUCAAUUUCCAUGGGAAAAUUUGGAAAUAUUCCAGGCGAAGAGUUGAACGAGUGUGCCGCGACACCAUCAGCGACUUCAGUACCUUGUUUGCACACACACACAAAAAAAAAAUUGAAUUUUGGCUCCCAACACCGACAAUUCCCGUUCAUAACUGACGGAAAUGAAAUCGCUCGCCGCUUUUCUCGCAUUGCUGGUUUAUUCCCAUGGAAAUCUUUCCACUUUGAAAACUCCCGUCAUUUUGCAAGCCCAGACACGCGGGGCAACUGUAGAUAUAUUUUCUAUGGCCAGUGGAAAAACAGCUGAUUGUUGGAUAAAAGGGUAUUUAAAUAAGAAAAACAAACAAACAGACUGACAUCAUCUUCUCGACAAACUGUCAAAGAUGGACGACCCGUCGUGGUGCUCUUGGCGCUCUGCUCCUUUUCUACUUCCUUCCUGUGACGAGUUGGGGAGGACUUCACCGUCUCAUUCGGGGUCCUGUUCUGUUGUUCAGCCACACUUUGUUUUGCUGUGGACAUUCCACCCCCCCCCCCCCUCUCUCUUCCCUUCCUUUCCUUUCUCCUCCUUUUGUCUGUCUGUUGUCACUGUUCCUUUUCUCUUGAUCUAGCGGCGCGUUAUCGCAUUUGUUCUGUUGAGGAAAAAGUGACUUUUUUUUUUUCAAGUUGCUUCCAUCUGACAUCAGAAGUCCGUUGAGCGCCGCAGAAAAAAGAUUGGCGGGCGAUGGCCUCACCACCUUGAAAGUGCCGCACUUUGGUUCGCGCGUUUGAUGCGAGAUGUGCGCCUCCCGCGCAUCUAGGAUGCUAGAGGUUUAUUUUUUUCCCCCCCAAAAAAGGAGCGUUAUUUGUAGAAAGUGUAAUUUAAAUGUAUGAUAGGUGGUCACUGCAGCUUUCACCAGGAACACGUUUGUAAAUAUCUGCUUUUUUUUUGUUUUUCUACGCCUGUACAAUUCGCAGCCAUUGCCUCCCAUUUUUCAAACGUGGAUGUACAUACGAAAGCUCUUCUUGGCAAAGCUGAAUGUUUCCGUGACUGUAACAUUAUUUUUUAUUUCCACGCUCUCUGGACUCUUCGACUUUGUCCUAUUUUUUAUUGUUAUUGUUAUUAUUAUUAUUAUUCGUGAGUGUGUUUGUGCCGAGGGGAGGAGCUCACAGACACUGCACUGGUGGCUAUUUUCAUGGUUCAUUAUAAUAAAUCACUGUAAUGACAGUUUUAUAAACAGCUUUGCAAACUUUCGUUUUCUUUAAAACACCGAUGAACACGUUUAUUUUCAUAUUCCCCCCAUCUUUAUUCAACAGGACACUCUUGGACAAGGCAACAUCAGGUCAGCAUCUGAACAGGAAGUGAACUCACAGUAACAAGUCUCGCUUGGUAAAUGCACUCCAGUGUGCCGCAGACGUUAUUGCCUCUUCAGAAAAAAUGAAUAUGCAUUUUAAAAUCCUGUAAAUCCAUGCAAACAGUAGUUAAAAUCAGUAAAAACAAGCAUUAUUCACAAGUUUUUACAAUCGGUCUCGGCGCUUGCAUCUUUAAUUCUGGACACCAGAGGGCGGUGUUACCUCUUUGGUGUCUUGAGAUACAAGCCGGGUUUUUUUUCUUCGUUUUUGCUUUUACUUGCUGCCAGCAAAUAUUUAAGAUUCGAACGUCGUUUUGUGGCAUCGAGUAACCACAUCACUUAAAAGUCCGCUAGCUGACUGAACCACCGUAUUUGGUCAUAUGCACUUAUCGAUGCAUAUUCUGUGGACAUAUUUUGCAAGUAACACGAACACAAAUUAUCAUGCGUAAACUGUAGAGGUAGAUGAAUUAUGUCUGUUGAUGGGGGUUUUUUUCCCC
Molecule: messenger RNA, 7990 nt
Organism: Hippocampus zosterae (dwarf seahorse)
Lineage: Eukaryota; Metazoa; Chordata; Actinopteri; Syngnathiformes; Syngnathidae
Gene: kmt2e
Product: lysine (K)-specific methyltransferase 2E
Exons: 23
Coding region: 1223-6094 (1623 amino acids)
Molecular function (GO): protein binding
Source: RefSeq, a predicted model, not a curated record